CGGAAAACGAGGAAAUAAGAGUAAAUGAAAAGCUUUGGUGUCCAUGUCUCGCUUCUCCCUGCUCCUCCUUGUAAACAAUCCAACAUGUCUUCCGGACGUGGCAAGCGGGAGGCGGAGAAUGGCCGGUGUAACAUCAACGUGGUGCAGCUGGAGGGCCUGGCCCUCAUGAAGAUCAUCAAGCACUGCCAUGAGGAGGGUGCCGGCAACACGGAAGUGGCCCAAGGGGUGCUGCUUGGCUUGGUGGUGGAUGAACGCCUUGAGAUCACCAACUGCUUCCCCUUCCCCCGCCAUGCCGAUGAUGUGGACGAGGAGGACUACCAGCUGGAGAUGAUGCGCCACCUCCGUAAGGUGAACGUGGACCACCUGAGUGUGGGCUGGUACCAGAGCACCCAGCUGGGCAACUUCAUCACCACACAGUUGCUUGAGUCCCAGUUCUCCUACCAGACCAGCAUCGAGGAGUCAGUUGUCCUCAUCUAUGACCCCAUAAAGACAGCACGAGGAUUCCUGUCCAUCAAGGCUUACCGACUGACCCCCGAGGCCAUCAGCAUUGUGCAGGAGCGUGACUACACCCCCGAGGCCCUCAAGAAGGGACGCCUCGGCUUUGAGUCCCUCUUCCAGGAGAUCCGCCUCGUCAUCAAGAACUCCCACCUUGUGAAUACCCUCCUCACAGAACUCUUUGAGUUGAUGCCCGGGAGUGAGGGGAAGCAGUUUCUGGACCUUGGCACCAUGUCGACGCUGGACCGCCAGUUGCGUUGCCUCAUGGAGAACGUGGACGACCUCAGCCAGGAGGCCAACAAAUUCAACAACUUCCAGCGCCAGAAUGCCAAGCAGUUGCAGGACAAGCACAAAUUCAUGCAGAAAAGAGCUGCCGAGAAUGCCCAGCGACAGGCCCGGGGUGAGCCUGCGCUGCCUGAAGAAGACAUCAGCAAGCAGUUUAAGCCUAUUGCCCCGUUGCCGAGGCUGGAUGCCAUGAUAACCUCGGGACAGAUUUACAACUACUGCAAACAGAUAUCUCAGUUUUGCAGUCAGUCUUUAGGGAAACUGUACGUAGCUAAGGCACUGCAGCAAGAGAAGAAGUAGAGCUGGAGUUUUGUGUUGUGUAUGUAAUGACAUUGACAUUAAAAUUAUGCCAAUUGAAUCAUCCCUUUCUAUGACUAAUAAAAUUAUCUAUAACUAA
Molecule: messenger RNA, 1177 nt
Organism: Eriocheir sinensis (Chinese mitten crab)
Lineage: Eukaryota; Metazoa; Arthropoda; Malacostraca; Decapoda; Varunidae
Gene: eIF3h
Product: eukaryotic translation initiation factor 3 subunit H-like
Exons: 6
Coding region: 25-1080 (351 amino acids)
Cellular component (GO): eukaryotic translation initiation factor 3 complex; eukaryotic 43S preinitiation complex; cytoplasm
Molecular function (GO): metallopeptidase activity; protein binding; translation initiation factor activity
Source: RefSeq, a predicted model, not a curated record